AUAUAAGGGAUCAUCGAAAUAUCUGAUUUAUAGUGUUCCAUUUGUUCCAAAACAAGAGUCAAAUAUGAGAGGAAUCAUCUUAUCCUUGGCUUUCUUGGGAGCUGUUCUAAGCGACCGUUUAGAUAACAGAUAUCUUCCACCUCCAAACAACGCUCUAAUUGCUAAUGGAGACUACAACCCAUAUCCAGCCAGUACGCCUAUUGUAGAAGACGCAAAAUCAGCCAAACCCACCAGCGAAAACUUCGGCCAAACAUCAGAAUCCAGCGGUCAAUAUUCUGCACCAAGUGCCAAAGUACCCAGCAGGCAGUACCUGUUCCCGGCUAACCAGUACAAUAAUGGUGGAUCGUCUUCCUUCAGACAGGCUGAUGUGUCGGCUAAUCAAUAUACCAAACCAAAUGGACAGUUUUCUAAUGCUUUCCACCAGUCCAGACCUACCAAUCAGCUCACAAGUCAAUUUAGUCACAGCACUAAGUCAAAUGGCUUUGCAACUCCUACACAGCUAUACAAACCUUCCCAAUCCUCCACUGGUUCACUCAAUCAGUACUCAAACCCAAACGGACAAGUUCAUGAUGCCCAACACUCUUUUGCACCUUCUGGUCAUUCAGCUGGCCAAUUCCACCAGCAGUCUGAACCAUCUAGGCAAUAUUCUGGAUCCUUUUUCCCUACUGUACCCUCUUCUGCAUCCAACCAAGUCGUGAAGGCAGGUGAAGAAGUUCCAAACGCUAAUGGACAAUUCAACACCUACUCUGCCGGUCCUAACCUCCAAAAAUCUGGACCAUCUGGACAGUACUCUGGCUUGUUGCAGCCUGCUGCACUUUCUGUUGCAUCAGAGCCGCUGAGACAACCAAAUGGACAGUACAAAGCUCACUCUGCUGGGGUACCCAGCCAGUACUACAACGGAGCCAGUUCUGCAGCUCCAGCUGCCAUAAUCAAGUCCAACAUCGUCCCAAACUCCGGCGACGGUUAUUACAGCUACAACUACGAAACCGAAAACGGAAUCAUGGCUCAAGAAGAAGGUACCGUUGUGAAUGACGCAGAAAAUGCCAGAGGGGGAUACUCUUACACUUCUCCAGAAGGAGAACGCAUUGUUGUUGAAUAUACUGCCGACGAAGAGGGUUUCAAACCUACUGGUUCCCAUAUUCCCCAGAUUCCAGAGGCGAUAUUGAAGUCCAUCGAGCUCAAUAAGGCUGCUCUGGCUCGUGGUGAAUACCAAGAAGGUCAGUACUAUGAGGAAAAUGAGCAGAAAUACGCCAAAAAUGGCCAGUAUGGCUUCGAUGCUAAAUUUGCUUCUCUAAGUUUGAACAAUAAACCCUCACAGGCGAUUUCGUCGGUUCAAAGCGGUGGAUUAGCUAACGGUGCUCAAAAUGGAUACCAAUACAGUGCACAAACUAACGGUUUGCCACAAUUUGGAGGAUUUUCUUCCCUACAGGUUCAGAAAUCUGUACCAAAUGCUGCUCAGAUUCCCCAGCUAACUUUUACUGCCUCAGAGUCAUCCAAGGUUCCAAAUGGAAGCCCCCAACUGACCUAUGGAGUGCCUAGUUUCAAAACUGGUACAGUGCAGGACACAAAAGGAGGCUAUAAAUAUUGAAUAUGUAAAAAGUUGUGUAUUCUGUAACAUGAAUUUGAUAGAUGGAAAUGUUUUCAAAGAUUCAGUUCUUAAAUUUAUUCUAGCAAGACAAUAAAGAAUAUUGUUCAAACCAA
Molecule: messenger RNA, 1701 nt
Organism: Leptinotarsa decemlineata (Colorado potato beetle)
Lineage: Eukaryota; Metazoa; Arthropoda; Insecta; Coleoptera; Chrysomelidae
Cellular component (GO): chitin-based extracellular matrix
Molecular function (GO): structural constituent of chitin-based larval cuticle
Source: RefSeq, a predicted model, not a curated record